Saprolegnia parasitica CBS 223.65 is the source of this 1497-nucleotide messenger RNA. Its product is annotated as TKL protein kinase. Lineage: Eukaryota; Oomycota; Saprolegniomycetes; Saprolegniales; Saprolegniaceae. Gene Ontology annotation, molecular function: protein kinase activity; ATP binding. The transcript is spliced from 9 exons. Gene Ontology annotation, biological process: protein phosphorylation. The record is from RefSeq and is a predicted model, not a curated record. The coding region runs from base 1 to 1497 and encodes 498 amino acids.
AUGGACUGGUCGACGGUCACGUUCGUGCGUCUCGGCUACAACCCGCUCGUGACCUUUGCCUUUGUCGAGCUCUCGCCGCAGCUCGCCUUCUUCGAGAUCAAAGACUGCCCGAUCUCCAACUUUACUGUGACGCCACAGACGUACGCAGCGUUGAACGCGUUGAAGAAAUGGGACGGCGAUACCGACAACUACGCCGGGUUUGUCGUCACAAACAACAUCUUGACGAGCUCGUCGGACUGCGCGGCCAUCAACGGACAGAUUCGGUCGCUCUGGGCAACGUCGGCGUCGUACACGAUCAGCGUCUGCGUCGCGAGUCCUGGGACUUCCAGUGUCGACCCGUCGAGUGCACCCGCACCCGUCACCAAGGCACCCCUCACCAAGGUGCCUAGUCCGUCCAGCGGGUCGCAGAAAUCUGGCAAUGACAAGGAUUCGUCUUCUGGCGCCAACACGGGCCUCAUCGUCGGGCUCAUCAUUGGCGGUCUCGUCAUUAUCGUGCUCGUUGUCCUGCUCAUCCGACGCCACCAGUCUGACAAGACGCCUCCAGUGACUGCCGAGUACCAGUACGCGCCGCCGACGACGCAGGCGUACGUGUACCAGCCGAUGGAGGCCGAGCCCUACCACUCCAACUACGCGAUUCCGACCGGCGGCUCUGGCCCGUUUGUUCCGCCACGUACGUCUACAGGUGGCUCGGGCGGCCACGUUGCAUCGAGCGGCAGUCUCCCGACAGCGACCUCGAUCAUGUCCGAGGGCGACAUCUUCCUCGACGUCGCGCCGCUCCGGCCCCACAAGCUCGAGCUCGCAGAUCUGACAGUCAUUUCCGAGCGCCCGAUCUCGUCCGGGGCGUACGGCGAGGUGUGGCUCGGCCAGCACGGCAACCAAAAGGUUGCGAUCAAGAAGCUCAAGGACCAGUCGCCCGCCAGCGUCUUCCAGUUCAUCGAAGAGAUCAAGCUGCUCUCCCGCAUGAACAGCGAUUUUAUCGUCAAGUUUGUUGGCGCGAGCUGGCGCCGUCCGAUCGAAAUGGAGUGCGUCGUCGAGUACAUGGACCUCGGCGAUCUGCGCAACUACCUCGCGACCAACUCGCCGGCGCAGUUUGGCUGGGACCAAAAGCUUAAGUCCAUUGUGAGCAUCGUCCGCGGACUCGUCUACCUCCACACGUUCAGCCCGCCAAUCAUCCACCGCGACCUCAAGUCCCGCAACGUCCUCCUCGACUCGAAGAAGGGUACCAAGCUCACCGACUUUGGCUCGUCGCGCGAGAUUGACGAGUCGACGCUGACCAACGGCGUCGGCACCUACCAGUGGAUGGCGCCCGAGAUCAUCAUUGGCACCGAGUACACGCAGUACAUCAUCACCAAGGUGACCACCGGGCAGCUCACGCCGACGCUGGACGAGACGCACACGCCGACGUGGGUGCGCGAGAUGGCGGCCGUGUGUCUCCAGAACGACCCAGCGUCGCGUCCGACGAGCAUGCAGCUGGCAGCGAUGUUGCAGCGCCUCUGA